Messenger RNA from Condylura cristata (star-nosed mole), 1124 nucleotides. It is a transcript of the gene TK1, whose product is annotated as thymidine kinase 1, soluble. Bases 24 to 617 code for a protein of 197 amino acids. The transcript is spliced from 6 exons. The record is from RefSeq and is a predicted model, not a curated record. Gene Ontology annotation, molecular function: ATP binding; thymidine kinase activity. Gene Ontology annotation, biological process: thymidine metabolic process. NCBI's taxonomy places the organism in Eukaryota, Metazoa, Chordata, Mammalia, Eulipotyphla, Talpidae.
UUCGGGAGCUUCCUGCCGGCGCCAUGAGCUGCAUCAACCUGCCCAACGUGCUGCCCGGCUCCCCCAGCAAGACCCGGGGGCAGAUCCAGGUGAUCCUCGGACCCAUGUUCUCAGGGAAAAGCACGGAGCUGAUGCGGCGGGUGCGCCGCUUCCAGAUCGCCCAGUACAAGUGCCUGGUCAUCAAGUACGCCAAGGACACGCGCUACAGCAGCAACUUCUCCACACAUGACCGAAGCACCAUGGACGCGCUGCCGGCCUGCCUGCUCCGGGAUGUGGCUCAGGAUUCCCUGGGAGUGGCUGUCAUAGGCAUCGAUGAAGGCCAGUUUUUCCCUGACAUCGUGGAGUUCAGCGAGGCCAUGGCCAACGCCGGGAAGACAGUGAUCGUGGCGGCGCUGGAUGGCACCUUCCAGAGGAAGGUCGAGGUGAUUGGGGGGGCCGACAAGUACCACUCCGUGUGCCGCCUCUGCUACUUCAAGAAGACCACAGCCCCGCCCACCGGGCUGGACAGCAGGGACAACAAAGAGAACUGUCCGGUGCUGGGGAGGCCGGGGGAGGCCCCAGCGCCCCGGAGGCUGUUUGCCCCCCACCAGAUCCUGCAGUGCAGCCCAGCCCACUGAGGCGCAGCGGGACCCAGCUGGCACCAGCUCCCCCGCCCAGUCAAAGAGGAAGUCGGGAUGAGGACACGCGGGGACUUUGGGCUUCCUGCAGCGUCCCCCUGGGCUGGCGAGGCCGUCACAUUUCCCUCCCUGGCCCCCCGGCUUCCGUCCUCCCCUGCACCGUCAGGGCUGCCGCCUGCGGCCGGGGUCUGGCCCUGCGCGCCCCCUCCUUGGGCCGAGGCCAGAGCCGCCGGCUGCCGUGACAGGCCGGGCCGCUUCCCCUUGUGACUUUCACUGCAGGUUUCUGUUCUCCCUGGGAAGUCCUCGCACGCUGCUGCUCAGUGCCCGGCCCUGGCGGCAGCGGCGCCCGCCGCUUCCCCAGGCGCUGAAGCCCUUCCUGCCCGCCGGCCCUUCCAGGGCAGUUCACCUGCGGGGCUCACGCCGAGGACUCUCAAAGGGUGGGCGGGGGCAGGAGCCCAGAUUUUCCUAUUUUCCUGUUGUGACGUAUGAAGUUAACAUCUAACGUUA